AUGUCGCGUGCAUUGGAUCAAGCCGAAGAGAACAAUCGUACGCUAUUGCCAAUCGGAUGGCAGCAGCAAGUUUCUUCAGCAAGCGAUGCACAGAGUUAUGUGAACGACGGGGCCACGACGCAUCCACAUGUAAUAACAUUGCCAAUUCGAACUGAUCGGCAAGUGAAGAGAUGUGAAAUCUUACGAGAAGAAUAUUGCAUCACAGAAGAUCCUGACGUGAUUGUCAAUGAGAGCAUACAACUGGACGAGAGCAUCGAUGAGGCAGUUUCGUUAUCGUCGUCAUCGUCAUCAUCGUCUUCAUCGUAUUUGCAUGAUUGGGUUCAGGAGAUGAUAGCUAAAUAUCCAACAGAGGAGCAGUUAUCUAAUAUGAUAAUUGAAAAUUAUUUUAAUUAUAUAUCAGCAACUCUACAAGACGAACCGGUAUCAGUAGAGCAUCAGCUGACGACUAUCGUCAUCAAUGACGACGACGAUGAUAGUGAUGCCGUGUUGGGUCCUGCUUCGAAGAAGAAGGAAGACGAAGACGAAAAUGAUGAUGAUCAAGAACAAAUGGAAUGUUAA
This is a messenger RNA of Adineta ricciae, 558 nucleotides long. The record is from the annotation of a GenBank genome assembly. NCBI's taxonomy places the organism in Eukaryota, Metazoa, Rotifera, Eurotatoria, Adinetida, Adinetidae.